Molecule: messenger RNA, 2298 nt
Organism: Struthio camelus australis
Lineage: Eukaryota; Metazoa; Chordata; Aves; Struthioniformes; Struthionidae
Source: RefSeq, a predicted model, not a curated record
GGUCCCGUGAGGGACGCUAGGGCAAGGGGUCCCGGUAUCGGGUCCCCGGUGGAGGCAUCGCCUGGCUGAGCAUCUCUGGCACGCCAGGCAUGUCAUGCUGCCCAAGGACAUCGCCAAGCUGGUGCCCAAGACGCACCUGAUGUCGGAGUCGGAGUGGAGGAACCUGGGCGUGCAGCAGAGCCAGGGAUGGGUCCACUACAUGAUCCACGAGCCAGAGCCUCACAUCCUGCUGUUCCGAAGGCCACUGCCAAAGAAGCCGGAAAACGUAUCCACACACGACCGUGCUCGGAGAUAUCCGCGGGCAUGGCUGGUGGCAAAGACUCUGCUGCGUGCCCCGUCCCCGUGUGAGCGCCCCGCUGCGCAGGAGCAGGCGGCUGUUUCUGCAGGACGCCCGAGGCCGGCUGGAAGGGCCCGAGCUGGCAGUUACUCAGACGGGCCUGCCCGCUUCCCCUACGUGCUCACCUCGGGCGGCAUCGGCCCCACGCACGACGACGUCACCUUCGAGGCCGUGGCCCGGGCUUUCGGCGAGGUCCUCGUCCCCCACCCGGAGCUCGUGGCCCUGGUGCACAGGUUCUUUGGCAAGACGGACGCUUCGUGCCCUGAGAUGAAGCUGGCCCGCAUCCCCACCUCCUCCCGCCUCAACUACGGCACCGACCGGCGCACUGGCAGCGCCUUCAAGUACCCGCUGGUCAGCGUGCGCAACGUCUACAUCUUCCCCGGCAUCCCGGCACUCAUGGAGCGGGCCCUGGACGGGCUCUCCCACCUCUUCCGCAACGAGCAGACCUGCUUCCACUCCCGCACCAUUUACGUGGCGGCCGACGAGAUGCUUAUCGCGCCCGUGCUGGACCAGGCCAACACCAGCUUCCAGGGACGCGUGAGCUUGGGCUCCUACCCAGACUGGGCCAGUAAUUAUUACCGCGUAAAGCUGACCCUGGACUCGGAGUCAGAGGAGCACCUGGAGGACGCAUAUCGCUUCCUGAUGGAGAAGCUGCCGCCCGAUGUGGUUGUGCCUUUCCUGACAGACCCUGUGUCGCAGGCGGCCACGGAAGUUUAUGCCCUGGCUGAGUCAGGGCUGGUGCAGAUCCUCCCUGUAAGAGAGCAGCGUAUAUUAGGGUCGAUGGUGCCCUGGUUCCACCUCGUUGCACUCACCUGCCGGGCCUGCUCUGCAGGAUCACAGUCGCGUCUGCGCGCACGCCUCUGGGCUGUGCAAGCUCUUGGCUUCAGGGCACGAUGCCAGCGACGGCUCUGCAGCGGCUUCAGCGGCGGCAAGGACUGCACAGCCCUGCUGCACCUCGUCCAUGCUGCCGUGCAGAGGCGGUACCCGGAGAGGCAGGAGAAGCUGAAGGUGCUCUACAUCCGCAUUGUGUCCCCCUUCCCUGAAAUGGAGCAGUUCAUCCAGGCGACCGUCCAGAGGUACGAGAUCCAGCUCUGCACCGUGGAGGGCUCCAUCCGGGAGGCCCUGGUCCACCUGAAGGAGCAGCAGCCCCAGCUGAAGGCUGUGCUGAUGGGGACGCGGAGGACAGACCCCUACUCGUGCACCCUGACGCCCAUGUGCAUGACUGACCCUGACUGGCCCCAGUACAUGCGAGUGAACCCCUUGCUGGACUGGACAUACCGGGACAUCUGGGAGUUCCUGCGCAAGCUCUUUGUCCCCUACUGCAUCCUUUACGACAAGGGCUACACCUCUCUGGGGAGCAUGACCAACACACUGAAGAACCCAGCGCUGCGCUACACCAACGCACAGGGCCAGGAGAGUUACCGGCCUGCCUACGAGCUGGAAAACGAGGAGGAAGAGCGCACUUCCCGCCAGUGAAGUCCUAGGGGCCAGUCAAGACCUAUCUGAGGGCAGGCUGUGCUCCGGGAGGCUCUGCUGGUUGCAGGGUCUCCGAGGGAUGAAGGGGAAACCCAGCCCUGCCACCGUUUGGAAGGGACAGCACUGAGAAUAAACCCGCUGCGCUCUUGUCUGCAUCUGUCGCUCUCGCUCGGCUGUGCUGCUCCCUUCAGGCCCUGCUUGGUGACCUGGAGGCCCUCGGGGAUGGGGAGGGGAGAGGACAGCACCUCUCCCUCCCUCGCAGGGGCCUUGCUGGAGGGUCUGUUCGCAGGUACCCCUGUUCCCAUGCGCUUGCAGAGCUCCCUCCUGCAGCCUUGCGGGCUCCGGGAGGGGACAGGCUGUCGCCAGGCAGGGAAGAGGGGUGAGACCGGCUCUGCUGGAACAAAAGGCCACGCUGUGCCGGCAGUGCCCCCUCCCCGAGGGUGCUAUUGUGGGAGCCUUUUGAAGCCAGAGAAUGGAGCAGGUUC